CGCGGUCGGUAGGUGUCGCCAGUGGACGCGGCGCUGCUGUAAUGUGAAAUGUGACGCUCGUGCGUAACACACGCGUCAGCUCGAGCGCGGCGCUUUAAUGCCAAGAGAAACUCCAGAGACGCACCAGAAGAGAAGGGCUUGCAAUGAGAGCGCAAUCCUGACCCAAAAACUCCGAUCCACAAACUCAAACCCUGUGUUUGCAUGCGUUUGAUUCACAGCUUUAAGAAACGGACGUGGUGUAGUUGUAUAAAUGUGUUUUUCCAUUAACUGUGGAACUCUAUAGAUAGAUUAAAUAGCUUUUAUAAAGUUCUCAUCAGCACUGAGGAUGCGGAACAGAAUGACGGGACUUUCUUUGAGGAAAAGACGCGCUUUGGAUGUUUUUGUGUGUUUGUGUUUGGCUUCUAUGGCUUAUUCCUUCAACAUUGAUUUGCAACAUACCUUGGUUUUCCGAGGACCAGAUGCGACGUUUUUUGGAUAUUCAGUCCUGGAGCACGUCCAUGACAACACACGCUGGAUUGUGGUCGGGGCUCCCAGAGCAAACUCAUCAUUCAGCAGUUCAGUUCAGUCACCCGGAGCUGUAUACAAGUGCCGGAUUCACAACAACCCAGAGCAACGCUGCACUGAGAUGGACCUCGGCAGAGGAAAUAAACAGAGGGAGUCCUGUGGGAAGACGUGUCAAGGUGACAGAAAUGACGAGUGGAUGGGGGUCAGUCUGGCUCGACAGGACAAACCCAAUGGCAAAAUUCUGGCCUGUGCUCACCGCUGGAAGAAUGUAUACUAUGAAUCAGAGCAUAUCCUCCCUCACGGAUACUGCUCCAUCAUCCCAGCCACUCUGCAGGGCAAGUCACAGCCCCUCAUACCCUGUUAUGAAGACUAUAAGAAGACCUAUGGGGAAGAACACGGCUCGUGCCAAGCCGGGAUCGCAGGCGUUUUCACUGAGGAGCUGGUUAUCAUGGGUGCACCUGGUUCUUACUACUGGACCGGAACGGUCAAAGUGUUUAACAUGACAUCCAAUACUCACUACAACCUAAAUCAAGACAACCUGAGUCUUCGCAGAUACAGUUACCUCGGGUAUGCUGUGACUGCUGGCCACUUCUCCUCCCCGAAUACCAUAGACGUGGCGGCUGGUGCUCCUCAAGACAGUGGUGGUGGAAAAGUUUACAUCUUCAGAAUCGAAGGAACGUCUCUUGUAAAGACCUUUGAAGCCUCAGGGAAAAUGAUGGGCUCUUACUUUGGCUCCUCAUUGUGUGCAGUUGACCUAAACGCGGACGGACUGUCGGACUUGAUUGUGGGAGCACCCAUGCACAGCGAGAUCCGGGACGAAGGCCAGGUUUCUGUUUACCUCAGCAGUGGCAAUGGAGUGAUGGAGGAAGUUGCAAUAUUAAAUGGUGACAAUUCAUACAAUGCUCAUUUUGGAGAGUGUAUCACUUCUCUUGGGGACAUUGAUGACGAUGGCUACCAAGAUGUAGCAAUUGGAGCCCCCAAAGAGGAUGACUAUGGAGGAGCUGUCUACAUCUACCACGGUGAUGCUACAGGAAUAGUUAAGAAGUACUCAAUGAGGCUGUCUGGGCGAAGCAUCAACCCCACCCUCCAAAUGUUCGGCCAGUCGAUUUCCGGCAAUGUGGACAUGGAUGGAAACGGAUAUCCAGAUGUGACGAUAGGGGCGUUCAUGGCUGACAGUGUGGUUUUGUUAAGAUCCAGGCCGGUGAUCUCUGUAGACGUGUCCAUCUUUCUGCCCGUCUCGAUAAACAUCACAGUACCGCAGUGUCACGAGGGCCCUCAGCAUCUCAACUGCUUCAACGUCACAUUCACCAUGACAAGUGGGAACUUGACAUCUUACUUGACUUUGUUUUUAAAUCCCAGAAUUUGUCCUGGAAUGCUUCUGAUAGUGAGUGUUUUUGAGAGACGUUUCCACAUUGUUGUCUUUCUGAAAUGUUGGUUUCUGUAUUUCUCCUCAGAGUUGCUGUACAAUCUAACUGCAGAUUCAGAUAAGAGACACAGAGGUCUGCCGGCGCGGGUGUAUUUUGGAAACGGUGGAGAGCAGACAGGUGCUGUAAGUCAGCGUUUCAGCCUGGAGAUCAACCGGCCGCAGUGCCAUCAGUACACGUCCUUUGUGAGGAAAGAAGUGAAGGAUGUGUUUGCUGCCAUCGUGUUUGAAGCAGCCUACAGCUUAGGGAAACACAUUGUAGAUGGACACCAGGACCGUGACCUUCCCUCACUCACUCCUGUUCUACGCUGGAAAAAAGGAAAGAAGAUCGCUGCAAAGAACGAGAGAGGUGGUGUAGCGGUCCAAGUAUCCUGUGGAACCCCAGUAGCAAGUUUUGAGAAACUUCUUCACAGACAUUCAUCCUGUUGUCCAUGUCUCACUUUUUCUCGUUUCUGUCAUUUUCCCAGGCGUUACAUCAGUUCUCAUCUGGCUCUUGGUGGAGUGAAAAACGUGUCAUUAAAUUUAACCAUCUCUAAUGCUGGAGAUGAUGCCUACGACACCAACAUCUACUUCAACUUCUCCAGAGAGGUUCACUACAUCAACUUCUUACAAAGAGAAGAGAAGGGCAUUUCCUGUAUGCUGGUAGAGCUGGACUUCCUCAAGUGUAGCGUUGGAUUUCCUUUCAUGAGAGCGCAAACCAAGUACCAUCUAUCGGUGCUUUUCGACACGAGUCGUCUGUCUGGUGAAAAUGAGACGCUGCUAUUUUUAGUUCAUGCUAGAAGUGCCAAUCCAGAACAUGAUAGCACACUUCAUGAUAACACAUUGGAGUUGUCCAUACCGCUGGUACAUGAGGUGGACACAACAAUCACAGGUGUGGUCACACCUACAUCUUUUGUGUAUGGAAACUCAGUGGACCGAUCACGCUUCCUUCAGCUGGACGACAUGGAGUGCAGCUUUCAGCCGCUCAACUUCACCUUUCAGGUGAUAAACAAUGGGCCCAGCAGACUUCCAGGCUCCACGGUGGACAUCAGGAUACCCAACCGCCUGACUAGUAAUGGAGCAGAUAUGUUCCAUAUCAUUGACACACAAGUAUCUGAAGGUCGAGGGAACUGCACGUGGCACAGAAACCCCAAACCCUGCACAAUCCCUCACGACAAGAAGAGCAUCUUCCACACUAUUUUUGCUUUCUUCACCAAAUCAGGCAAAAAAGUUCUGGACUGUGACCGGCCUGGCAGAGCGUGUCUUACUAUUUCCUGCAGUCUGAGCUCUCAGGCCAAAGAGGAAGCCACGAGUAUAGAUGUGCAAAUGCUACUGAACACUGAAAUACUACAGAGGGACAGCUUCUCUGUGAUCCAGUAUGUGACACGAGGUCACGUCCAGCUGGACGACAGGGCCGUGGAGGUCUCAACCGGACUCCCAGAGGAGAUUUCUCUGGUGUUUGAGGCCCUUCACAGUCAGGAGCCCAGGGGUUACGUGGUGGGAUGGAUCAUCGCCAUCAGCCUCCUCGUGGGAAUCCUCCUCUUCCUGCUGCUGGCGGUGCUGCUCUGGAAGAUGGGAUUCUUCAGGAGGCAUUACAGAGAGAUCAUAGAGGCCGAAAAGAACAGGAAGGACAGCGAUGAAAGCUGGGAUUGGGUCCAGAAGAGCCAAUGAGAGCUUGGAUUGGGUUCAGAAAAUCCAAUAAGCUGCUACCUUCACCCCGGCUCUCUCCUAAGACCCAGACCCUCCAGCCUUCCAUAUGUGGAAGAAAAGAAUAUUCUCCAGAUUUUUCGGAGGUUUGACACUUUUGGUUUGUCGUUGAUGGUGAUCUAGCUGAUGUUCGAGGUGACCGUGUGGCCUGCCAGAAGAGACUCGCAGUGGAAUUCCAUUGAUCCCAAUGGGACAGGCCUCCUGCCAGUGGGUCUAAAGAGAGACUUCCUGGAACGAAUGUGGAUAUCGUGUCAAUACUAGCAGACAAUUACAACCCUCAGGGCGCUGUUGAAAAGCAAAAAUCUAUUUUUUAUAAAAUGUAUUCCAUACUGUAUAGAAGAGAGCUUCAAGAGUUGUUUUUAAAGCACUGAUGACUGACACACGCCAAAGAGAUGAUGUUAUUCCUUCACAUCAGUUUUCAGAUGAACCUUGAAGAUGGAUUGUACCUCUUUGUCCCCUCGAGAUGUUAACUUACAAAGAAUGCAAAGCGAAAGUUUGUGUCCUUCAUUGGGACAACUCACGAGUUAAUUGUUGCAUGAACAAAUGAAAGAGGAGAUGCAAACCAAAGUUGUUAUUGCUCGAGUUGUUAAAGGAGUAGUUCACCUCAAAAUGAAUGUUUGCUGAAAAUGCACUCAUCCUCAGGUGAUCCGAGAUGUACUGUAGAUGAGUUUGUUUCUUCAUCAGAACAGAUUUGACAUCAGUUGCUUACCAAUGGAUGCUCUGCAGUGAAUGGGUGCCGUCAGAAUGAGAGUCCAGACAGCUGAGAAAAGUAUCACAAUAAUCCACACGACUACAUUAAAUUAAAAAAAAAAAAAAAAAUCAUCAAGGAAUUUUAAUUUUACAAAUGCAGCUUUUCACUUCAAAAGACUGGAGUGGUGUGGAUUAUUGUGAUGUUUUUAUCAGCUGUUUGGACUCUCAUUCUCACGGCACCCAUUCACUGCAGAGCAUCCAUUUCUGAGACACUGAUGGAAUGCUACAUUUCUCCAAAUCUGUUCCCAUAAAGAGACAAACUGAUCCCAAUCUUAGAUGGCCUGAGGAUGAGUACAUUUUCAGACAGCUUCAGAAAACCAUGUCCAUUCUCAGCUUAAACAUGUUUUGUUUAGUAUAUGUGAAAUUCACAUCUUAGAGCAUAAUUUGUACUGCACUGGAUUUUGACCCACUGAAAGAUGCAUGUUAUUCCAAAAGAAAAGAUUCUGUCUUCUUAAUCUUUCACAAAAUAUAUGAACCUUUACUGACUUUUUUGUAUUCCUUUCCAACCACCUGUAAAUUAGAAGCUGUUCACAAUCUUGCAUAGUGACAUUAAAAGUUCAGAUUUAAGAGAUGCAUUGUCAGCUGACGUCUCCGUUUGCGUGUUUAGGCUUUUUUGAGGACCGAAGAGUCCAAGAUGACCAUGCUUUAGCAGCUUUACCAGAUUUAUUCUUCAUAUUUCAGUGCAAAAUUCACUUAUUUUGGAUAUAAAUAAGAUACCCAACACGCAUAAACUGGGUGGUGAAAAUAAAUAAAUGACAAGAUUGGAAUAUAGUUAAGAACUGCAGGAGAAUCAGCAGAUGCGACUUACUCCAUUGCCCCUCGAACCGGAGGUUCAAUCUAAUCCAUUCCUUAUGGAUGAAAUCAAAGCCCACCCUACAAAUUCUCCUUGUUUCACUCAGAAACUUCCUAAUUGGUUGACCUCUGGUGGUCUUAAGAUAUCAAGAUAUACAGUUUAGACAUUAUGCAAGUAAGUAUAAAAACGCUUUAAUCUGCUGUGUAUUCUCCAAAAAAUUCCUACAGCAUGUUGAUAAUUCUUAUUCUACAGCAAACGUGACAACAUAUAAUGUCUCCUGCUUUUUAAAGGGAUAGUUCACCCAAAAAUGAAAAUUCUGAUAUUAAUUACUCAACCUCAUGUCGUUUCAAACCUGUAAGACCUUUGUGCAUCUUCAGAACACAAAUUAAGAUAUUUCUGAAGAAAUCCGAGAGCUCUCUGACCCUCCAUAGACCAAGGGUAAAGAUCAAGGCACAGAAAGAUAGCAAGGACAUCGUUAAACUAGUGCAGGGCCUGCAGUGUGUAAUGGCCUAAAAAUAGGUGGGAAUGUGCAGUACUUCAUCACUGGGCACAAACUCGUACUUUGGAGCUUAUGGGAACAGCUUGUUUUAAGUCAACAUUUUGGACUUCACUCAUAGCGCAGCCUCAACAUGAGCUGUUAGCUGUCAGACUUUACAUGGAGCCGUUUUAUUCAAUGAACUUGGUUGCUUGUUUUUUGCAUUUUCCUCUCAUUUUAGAGGGUUCAUUUGAAAGAAACUAAUGUUUUGAUGUUAACCAACUGAUCAGUAGCUUUGCAAUUGGAUAUUAGAUGAUCGCUGGAAGAUUCUCAAAAAAAUAUCUUGUAUUAUUUGAUCAAUAAUCACCACUGGCAUGGCAAAACCACGUCUGCACUUCAUGUCCGGCACCAACACCAGAUUCUUGCAUAGGUGUGUUUCAGAGAGACAUACUUGAUAUUGUGUGUAAUCUAACUGUGAGUGUUGUUGCCAUUAUCACCUAUUUUGAGCAUUUUAGAAUAAACUACUGCCACUGAUGUUUUAUAGAUGUAUUGAGAAAUAUGUUUGUUGUACAAGCUCAAGCUGUAUAUUUAUCUACUGAAACUGCUUUUUUAAAAUUAAAAAUCACAAACAGA
Cyprinus carpio (common carp) is the source of this 6264-nucleotide messenger RNA. Its product is annotated as integrin alpha-9-like. Gene Ontology annotation, molecular function: integrin binding. Gene Ontology annotation, biological process: cell-matrix adhesion; cell adhesion mediated by integrin; cell-cell adhesion. The record is from RefSeq and is a predicted model, not a curated record. The transcript is spliced from 28 exons. Lineage: Eukaryota; Metazoa; Chordata; Actinopteri; Cypriniformes; Cyprinidae. Bases 326 to 3577 code for a protein of 1083 amino acids. Gene Ontology annotation, cellular component: integrin complex; external side of plasma membrane.